UGAUUUAACAGCUUCUGUUUUAAUGUCCCGCUUGUGUUCACGAGUGGUUUUAAAUAAAGUUUGCUGGAUCCGGCGCUUGCGCAGUGCGGGGGUAGGAGCGACCGGAGCGAGCGCAUAGCCACAGGCCCGGAGCCAUGCCCAAAAAUAAAGGUAAGGGAGGAAAGAACAGGCGACGUGGUAAGAAUGAAAAUGAGUCUGAAAAACGUGAGCUGGUCUUCAAAGAGGAUGGCCAAGAAUAUGCCCAGGUGAUAAAGAUGUUGGGAAAUGGCCGUUUGGAAGCCAUGUGUUUUGAUGGUGCAAAGAGGCUCUGUCAUAUUCGAGGGAAGCUGAGAAAGAAGGUUUGGAUAAAUACAUCAGACAUUAUAUUGGUUGGAUUGAGAGAUUACCAGGAUAACAAGGCUGAUGUCAUCCUGAAAUACAAUGCAGAUGAAGCCAGAAGUUUGAAAGCAUAUGGUGAACUUCCAGAACAUGCCAAAAUCAAUGAGACUGAUACCUUUGGGCCUGGUGAUGAUGAUGAAAUCCAGUUUGAUGAUAUUGGAGAUGAUGAUGAAGAUAUUGAUGAUAUCUAAAUUGGGAUUGAAUUUGGAUUCCAAACUUGUACCAAGCUUCCUUUUUGAAGUGAAUUCCUUUUUUUUUGGAUUGGACAUGAACAUUCUGUGUGGAUGAGUUGAUUUGUUAAUGCUUAAUGUAUCUUAAAGUCAUUCUGCAGCAAUUUGUUUAAAAAAUCUAUGUUUUAGUGUAUUUAUAUUCUUCAGUCAAAAGUACAUGAAAGAAUUUGGUGUGAAGUUUGUUAGGAAGUGCAAUCCUUUCCAAUAAAAUGUUAAAUCUCAUAGAUCUGGUUUCUGAGUCAUGGAUGAGUAGUAAUACAACAUAGCUUGUGUCAGUUUUCCAUAGUGUUGCUUUGAGACAUGGCUUGUCUGAGACUCUGAAACCAGUGUCAAAAUUAAGUAUGCUAUUUUCUUGCACCAUGAGUAACAUGAAGGGUAUAGGGGAAAAUAGUAAUUACUUAAUUUUCAUCAAAUUCUUGCU
Molecule: messenger RNA, 1029 nt
Organism: Mobula hypostoma (lesser devil ray)
Lineage: Eukaryota; Metazoa; Chordata; Chondrichthyes; Myliobatiformes; Myliobatidae
Product: eukaryotic translation initiation factor 1A, X-chromosomal
Exons: 7
Coding region: 135-569 (144 amino acids)
Biological process (GO): translational initiation
Cellular component (GO): cytoplasm
Molecular function (GO): translation initiation factor activity; RNA binding
Source: RefSeq, a predicted model, not a curated record